AUCGCUAGCAAAUGAGCGUGUUGUGAAAAAUUGAUCGAACGUUAUACACAUAAUAGAUUGCGGCGUCGAAAUUAUCGCCACAAGGUAGGUGAUUAACUGAACCCAACUCUAAACGCUUUAAACUAUAGGCAAUUCGCGAAUAAACAAACAUUUUGACUGGAGUCGUACGCCCAGGACACACGCACACACACGCGAUCUGAGUUUGAUGCCAUACAAAGAACGCUAUGUCGGGCCUUAAGAAAUUCCAAAACACUGAGGAAUGGCGUCAGAAACUGCGUCAGUUUCUCAUGGCAGAGCGAUUGCCGAAAAAACCUGUAAAAAUGGAUGAAUCGAAAGAUAUGCGCUACAGUCUGGAGAUCGAUGAGGAUCUCAGAAGGCCACUGGAGGCCAGAGCGAAGAAAGUUCCACCUGCCAAUCCCGUCACCCAUAAGACCAUCAGUCUUAGCGACGAUACCAUGUACGAGGGGGCCUCCAUGGAUCACUUAUGCGGUGGCGAUGAUAGCUUUAGUGCCUUCGAACGAAUGUGCGACAAGACAGGCUCCGAUCCGGACAGCACUCUGUUCCAGUACCUGCACAGCGAGGACCGAAGCCAGAUGAUGUCCAUGGCAAAGGAUCGCAGCACCGAUGAUCAAAAGGAGAUCGAUGCACUGCGUCGCAUGCUCGAGGCGGUGGGCACCGAAGACGAUCUACUGGAGAACGAGAGUCCCGUCAAGGGUGUGGAGUGCACGCAGCUGGAGGACGUUGAAGCGCCGUCGCGUUUCUGGGACAACACUCUGGCCGUGCUCGACGAAACUGCCUCUGGGUCUGGUCUGGAGCACAAGGCAAGGGUCUCCCCUGUCAAAAUGGUGGGCCUGCUCCGCCCCUCGACCAUCAUCGAGGACAAUGAGCUGGAAUCGGAUGUGUCUUCUCAUGUAAGCUUUCAAAGUGCUCGCACACUGAAGACAAAUGCCUCCAGUUGUUACGAUACAGCCACGGAUAGUUCUCUAAGUGGAACCCUUUUGAACGUCGAUGAUCUGUUCUACGCCGCAAUUGCCAAGGCCAAGCCUCCAGGAAUGUCCAAGGGAGAAGAGCUGGAGCUACUAAGCGAUCUUCACGGCAGUCUACGGGAGCUGGCAUCGCUUUCAAAGGAGGAGGAAAAAGAGCAGGAGGAAGAGGAGGAGGAGGAGCAGUUAGAUGAUGUAGAGGAUACAAUAAUCGAAUUGUCCUCCUCUGAAGAUGAGGACGUGCAGCUCGUAUCAGAAGUAAAACUAGAAGACACAUCUCGAGUGUCAUCAGUGCACGUCAAAGAUGUAACUGAACCGGAUCAAGCGGAAGAGAGUCUUGAGAACAAAGAAAACUCAAUGCAUUUUAAUGAUACCAUGGAGGAAAUGCAAUACAUGAUGCAAAAGGGCAUGGAGUAUAUGGCCGGUGGAGCUUCAGCCAACGACGGUGCGAAAUCUGAAAGCCCAGUUCUUGCCAAACAGAAAACGUUUGUGAUUUCACCGAAGCAAACGCCGGCUACAGCUUUUUUGCAGCCAUCAUUACCACUGCGCGCCUCAAACAAGCCGCAGACAGUUGUAGCUUCGCCCAGCAAGGGAAGACAGCCGCCCAAGAUCGACCUUAGCAUGGAAUGGACCAGGAAGAAGUUCUUUAGUGCAAACUCUGGCAUUCCACAACGUCGUCAACAGCAGAUAAAGCAGCCCUACGCCAAUAUUGUCAGUCCUAUUCGCACGUACACCCAGAAGUCUGGCACUGCUCCACUUAUGAGUACUUUCCGUCCAACCAGUACAGAUAUGUUAACUACCCUGGCCAUCAGUGAGCUGGAGCAGGAAUCCCGCUUGUGUCAGCCGAAGUCGCUUUUCACCGCAAAGCCCGGAACAUCCACGGCGGUUGGAGUGGAGGGGCAAGGGAUUAAGGGCAUCGAUUCGACCGCUAAUCUGCUUCCCAAAAAGGCUUACAUAUCCUCGGAGAUAAAGCAUGUGGUGGAUGAACGUACUCCUGUGCCCAUGCCCAAGGUUCCCCAGAUCCAGAAAUAUCUUAACUCGGCUGUGGAGCCGACUGUCCUGCGUCACGAUGGCAAAAUGAAAAUGCCUGGCGAGGCCACCCGCAACCCGUCCUCAUCGCACAUCCCACGCCGCGCCAAUCACAGCCUUGCUGAUUUGUCGCUCGCCUCAGGGGACGUGUCCUUGUAUACGAUAAGAGAUGCCCAGAAAUUUUAAGUCCCUUAAGAAUAAUCACUCUCUUUUAAUAU
Molecule: messenger RNA, 2230 nt
Organism: Drosophila subpulchrella
Lineage: Eukaryota; Metazoa; Arthropoda; Insecta; Diptera; Drosophilidae
Gene: sip2
Product: histone H3.v1
Exons: 3
Coding region: 225-2198 (657 amino acids)
Source: RefSeq, a predicted model, not a curated record